Messenger RNA from Cajanus cajan (pigeon pea), 2341 nucleotides. NCBI's taxonomy places the organism in Eukaryota, Viridiplantae, Streptophyta, Magnoliopsida, Fabales, Fabaceae. The record is from RefSeq and is a predicted model, not a curated record.
UUUUCCCCACUUCACUACUACUACUACCUUAAACCCACUACUACUAUACUUUUAGUUUUAUCUUUCCUUUCACAUUCAGUUCUGUUUUACUAUCUUACUUGUUUUUUCUCACUCCCUAUGGACCGUACUGACAAGCAGCAGCAGCAGCAGUUAUCCUUAGCCAAGGGUACAAGGCAAAGAUACAAUGAAUGGUUUGUUUCAUGCUUUCUCACGGUCCUUUUUCUGAUGAUUUUUCGCGAUGUACCAAGUGAUAUAACUAUCGAAGUGAAUGGAGGCACGUUUUCAUUACACAAGUUUCCUCUUGUCUCCAGAAGUGGGAGAAUAAGGAGGUUAGUUGCAGAACACAGGGAUUCUGAUAUCUCAAGAGUUGAGCUUCUUCAUCUACCAGGAGGUGCUGAAUGCUUUGAGUUGGCAGCCAAAUUUUGUUAUGGUAUUAAUUUUGAGAUUACAUCAACAAAUGUUGCUCAGCUAUGUUGUGUCUCUGAUUACCUUGAAAUGACUGAAGACUUUUCAAAAGACAACCUUGGUUCGCGUGCUGAGGAAUAUCUUGAUAGUAUAGUUUGCAAGAAUCUUGAAAUGUGUGUUAUAGUCUUGCAACAAUGUGAGAGCCUUCUUCCUCUUGCUGAUGAGCUGAAAGUAGUUAGCCGCUGCAUUGAUGCAAUAGCCUCAAAAGCAUGUGCAGAGCAAAUAGCUUCUAGUUUCUCGAGAUUAGAGUAUAGCAGCUCAGGAAGGUUACAUAUGAGUAGGCAAGCCAAAUGUGAUGGUGACUGGUGGAUAGAAGAUCUUUCUGUUCUGAGAAUUGAUAUGUACCAAAGAGUCAUAACAGCCAUGAAAUGUCGUGGAGUGCGGCCGGAAAGCAUUGGUGCUUCCCUUGUGAAUUAUGCACAGAAAGAAUUAACAAAGAAAUCCAGCUUGUGGAAUCCAUCUAGUCAGACUAAGGUUGAUUCAAAUUCCACUCUGCAUGAAAAGCUUGUGGUUGAGACCAUUGUUAGCCUUUUGCCUGUUGAGAAACUUGCUGUUCCAAUCAAUUUCCUUUUUGGGCUUCUGCGAAGCGCAGUGAUGCUUGAUUGUGCAAUUGCUUCUAGACUUGACUUGGAAAGAAGGAUUGGAUCACAGCUAGAUGUUGCCACUCUUGAUGACAUUUUGAUUCCAUCUUUCAGGCAUGCAGGUGAUACCUUGUUUGAUGUUGACACAGUUCAUAGAAUUUUAGUAAACUUCUGUCAGCAGGAUGAUAGUGAAGAAGAUCCAGAAGAUGCUUCUGUUUUUGAAUCCGACAGCCCUCGUUCGCCCUCCCAAACUGCACUAGUUAAAGUUUCAAAACUAGUGGACAACUACUUAGCUGAAAUUGCCCCUGAUGCAAACCUCAAACUUUCUAAGUUUAUGGUCAUUGCAGAAACCUUGCCAGCUCAUGCACGCACUGUUCAUGAUGGCUUAUAUCGAGCAAUUGAUAUUUACUUAAAAGCUCAUCAAGGUUUGUCAGAUUUGGACAAGAAGAAAUUAUGCAAGUUGAUUGAUUUUCAAAAGCUUUCUCAAGAAGCUGGAGCACACGCUGCGCAAAAUGAGCGCCUUCCUCUCCAAUCAAUAGUGCAAGUUCUAUAUUUUGAGCAACUAAGACUUAGAAAUUCUUUGUCCUGCUCCUAUGGGGAAGAUGACCCCAAGCCAAUACACCAGUCUUGGCGCAUAAGUAGUGGCGCACUAAGUGCAGCAAUGUCUCCACGAGACAACUAUGCAUCGUUGAGACGCGAAAACCGUGAGCUUAAACUUGAAUUGGCUCGACUAAGAAUGAGACUAAAUGAUUUAGAGAGGGAACACGUUUGCAUGAAGAGGGAUAUGGCUAAGUCUGGAUCACGCAAGUUUAUGAGUUCUUUCUCCAAAAAAAUUGGUAAGCUUAGUCUCUUUGGUCAUAGUUCUUCUAGAGGAUCAAGUUCUCCAUCCAGGAAUUCUCAAAGAACAGAUUCAAAGGUGAUCGAGAGAACCUGUGCUAGCACAGAAUAGGCAAUUGUGUAGCUUCCAUUUUUCUUUUGUUUAUCUGUCACUGUAUUCACGAGGAAAGUGUAAGUUAUGCUCACGGUGACAUAUUUUCUUCUUUUUGUUGUCUUUCGUCCCCUUUUUUGCCACCUUUAUGUUAGUAUAAUUAGGAGGCUCCUCUUGCUUGCAGGUUCAGUUUUGGGGGAUUGCUUCAUUAACUUUGUUUGACUAUGAUAUUAUGUAUAAAAUGUUGACACGAAAGUGUAGUCAAAUGUUGACAUGAUCUCACGUCGAUUAGUGAUAUGUCCAAAGAAGUGUAUAUAAGUGAGGGAGAGUCCUUAUUAUAGAAGCUGGUUUUGUAGAGUUGAAUUAA